AUGGGGGCUCCAUGGCUUAGGAGACAGAAAGAGGGAUGUCUGACUCCACAGGUGAUCCAGAGACAAGCAAAGAUAGAAGGCUUGGAGGAACUUUCCGAGAGUUCUAAGGAGCAGAGUGAGGAGGCACUGCUGCUUUCACACCUAGAACAGCAUCAUCAUCCUGUCUGUAUACUGAGAAAGAAAGUGGAUGACACACACGAAUGCUGCAGAGACCUGGAGCAGCUCAACAUGGAGCUGGAGAAACUGAGGGCAGAGGAUGCUGUGAAAAUUAAACCCCAGACCCAGCGUAUUCAUUCUUUGGAGGGGCGCUUUAUGGAUCUGGUCAAAAACCAUGAAAAAAUGAUCCAGUUCAAAAACGAACACAACAAACAGCACGUGCAGCUGUGGGAGGAGAACAAACGCCUGCGGCAGGACAGGGAAGCACUCUUCAGCCAGGCCGUGAGGGAGAAGGAAGCUGAAGUGCUGGGGCUGGUGGCCCAGGCCGGGAAUCUCUCACAGCAGCCGUGCUCCUUGCAGGAGAGAUACGCUUAUGAGAGUCACAGAGCCCAGGAGCGAGAGAAGGAGCUGCUGGAAGCUCAGAGCCAGCAAGCAGAUACCUACGCCCGGGAGGCGGAUUCAUUGAAGAAGCAGCUGCAGCUCCUACAGGAGAGGCACCAACAAGCUGCUGCAAGGGCUGAGCAGGCAGAGAGUCAGCAGAGGGCUCAGGGCAGUGAGCUGCAGGCCAAGCUGGAGAGGGCACAUGAAGAGAAAGAGCAGCUACUGAACCUGGCCAUGGAGAGGAGCAAAGCUCUGCAAAAUAGUAUUCAGAAGCUGGAGGAGAAGCUAGAGACCAUGGAAGAAGCCAUGCAGAGAGCAGGAGGGUGCCUCAAGAAAGAGGCAGCAGCAGUAGACAAAGAUCUGAAGGUUCCAGAGCUCCAAGGACAGCAAGAACGCAGCAAGCAGGCAUACAAUGAACUCUUGCUGCAGUUUGAUGCUUACAGAAAGCACAGUGUGGAUUUGCUAACUAAAGAGAGAGCUCUGAGUGUCAAACUCCAUCACUUUGUUGUGCAACUGCAGUUUUUUCUCCAUUCUCUUCUCAGCAGGUGCCUCUACAGUAACACACCAGUGAAUUUUGUUCCUUUCCAUGGGACCAUCUUCUGGUUUCUUUAUAUCAUCCUCACCAGCUUAAACUCUCCUCCACUGACAGUUCUGUAGCCUUUUUGUCAUUACACUUUUAUGAAAGUAAAUCGCUACACUUUUCAAUCUGAGCAUGGAUCAUUGAACCAGUCAGACCUGUGACAUGAAUGAUUACGGUGGAAAACAUAAAAUAGGAAUUUGAUUUAUUUAGUGCUAACCUCUGCUGAAUCAUAGGUUUUCAUUUUUUUAAUUGUUAAACCACUUUAUUUUUCAAGAUGACCAAAAGCUCAAACUCGUAGCCUUUUGUAUUUGACUCUGCUUUGAAGUUCAACAGAGGCUGGGCAUGUAAGAGGCUCUGAGGCUCUAAGAAAGAAAUCCUACCUUGCAGUAUCUCUGCAAUUCUCCACAUUCAGGAACUUAACAGGUAAUGCAAUAAUAUCACAGAACAAUUGAUUCUCAAGAAAAUUACUGUUUAUAGUUUUUUAGUAGUUUUACAGAUUUCUGCAGUCGUUUAAGCCCCAUUUAAUGCUAGAGUAGUAUUUGUAUCUUCAUUCAGCUCAGAAAAAAUGGUCAAAUCUUUUGGGUGAUUUCAAUUUAUUCUUUGGAACAGGACAAUAUUCUAGAUGUUCCCCCAGGGGUUUUUCCCAGUUUUUAGCUGUUUCCUGGAGAUAAACAUUAGUGAUACACUCUUCCAUUUUGUGCAUGUCUGGCAGCUUUUGACAAAAAGAAAACAU
This is a messenger RNA of Sturnus vulgaris (Common starling), 1850 nucleotides long. RefSeq names its product coiled-coil domain containing 89 (gene CCDC89). NCBI's taxonomy places the organism in Eukaryota, Metazoa, Chordata, Aves, Passeriformes, Sturnidae. The record is from RefSeq and is a predicted model, not a curated record.